Molecule: messenger RNA, 720 nt
Organism: Schistocerca serialis cubense
Lineage: Eukaryota; Metazoa; Arthropoda; Insecta; Orthoptera; Acrididae
Exons: 7
Coding region: 54-668 (204 amino acids)
Source: RefSeq, a predicted model, not a curated record
GCCUUGCGAAGGGAGUGUGUCCGUUCUCGGGCGAAGCGGCUGAAGAUGAACCUAUGAGCGCGAAGUAUCAGAAACCGCCGGACCACAGCAAUUCUGAGCCGUUUAAGGAAGGACGCCGCAAUAAAGUGCAUCCUGACAUAGAAAUCCACACAGAGGAAGAGAUAAACCAUCCAGUACUGGGAAAGAUGAAGCUUGUAACUAUACCCGUGCCAAAUACACACACAGGGGAAGACUUCACCAAAGGGUAUAUGCUCUUCAACGACGAGGAAUCGCCUGAAGAAAGUGAUGAUUUUAUGCUGGAGGACGAUACGCUGUCAGAACGGGAGAAGCGGCGAUCGGAAGCAUUCACAGCUGCUGAAUCUGAGGAGGACAUCAUCUCAGCAGACGACUCGUGGGGUGGGGCGUUUCGCGCGUCGGCGAUGAAUCCCACACAGAAAAACUGGACUGGCAAUCGGGGACCGGAGAGUCACCGGAGAAUGACGGCGGAAAACAGAACGAAGAUUUCUCCAGCUUCGCAACAGAGCCAUUGGACAAAGAAGUGCUGCACAUGCGGGGAUCCCCCAGAGGAGGAAUGUCUUCGUGAAAGAGACGAGUGCGGCUGUGGGGACUCGGGAGCGCUACGAGAGGACGGCCAUGUUAAGUGUACGUGGCGCUGCUGCUGUUGCUGAGGGUUAUCGUAUUUUCCCUGUGGCCAUUAUUAGUGUUGUUCUUUAGUUAUUU